GCGACGUGCAAUGACCAACCUCGUGCGCUGCUGAUAUGGACUUCUGGUAGCUUUCGUAUCCACUGUUCCUGCCUCCCAACACGAUCCUUCCUCAUCCUAUACCGUCGAUGAGUGGCUCACAGAGAUAUCACCCGGACAGUCGGCGGCCUGGCUAUCGCGCUCCUGCUUACGAUGAGAAAUAUGGCAGUGGCGUGAACACGCCUUCCGAGUAUGAGCCUAUGCACAAAGCGGCCGCACAAAGAGCACCUCACUUGUAUGCUCAGCCCUUGCGGACUCCGAUCAGACAACAACGAAGCAGACCGUGGUACAAGAGACCGAAGCCCGUCUUUUGGACCUUUAUCUUACUAGCGGUGCUGGGUUUGGGUGUUGGUUUGGGGGUCCAUUUCGGCCUACGGUCAAGAGGUUCCGACAAUGGUGACCUCGACUUCCCGUCGAUGAAUCUCGCAUCUGAUCAAGCUGGUAUGGAGACUGUUGGCUCCUUUGUCACCGGAUCCGGUACAAGCUAUGGCAGUGGCAAGCUGUCCACCGUCUUCUCAUGGUCUUCUGGAGGCUUCGAUCUCGGCGCAACAGGCGCUGGCACGGAUGGUGUCGACCUACUCAUCGACACUACAGCCGUUCAACAGCCCAUGGACGGCUUUGGUGCGAGCUUCACCGACUCGUCUUGCUCGCUGCUCCACACUCUGAAACUCAAGAAUGAGACGCACUACAAUCAGACCAUGGACUACUUCACCAGUGCCCGAACCGGCAUGUCCGUCUUCCGAGUGCCCAUUGCCGCAAGUGAUUAUUCUGCUCAAGGCGAAUACUCGUACGCAGAUACCAAUGCAACAAAGGCCGCAAUCAAUGCCGGCAACACUACCUCACUGCCGUCUCCCCUAGCCGAUUUCAACGUCGACAAGGCAGAGGCAUACGUCUUUCCUGUCCUCCGAGAUGCGCUGGCACGCAGACCUGAUGCCAAGAUCUGGCUCUCGCCAUGGUCUCCUCCGGCUUGGAUGAAGACUACCAAUUCCUUCAAUGGUGGUCAGCUGAUCUAUGGAUCGGAAGAGUUGUAUGCUCAAUACCUCUUCCUUACAGUACAGGCCUAUACAGCCCAAGGCAUCCGGCCGUAUGGUUUGACGAUGCAAAACGAGCCCACGGACGGCACAACAAGCUACCCGACCAAUUGGAUGAGCCCAGCAUCCUCUGCACUCGUUGCACGCGCUCUACGCACCUCUCUUGAUGAGCACGGAUUCGACGACGUGAAACUCUUUGCCAAUGACGACAACUACAUCGACUGGGCUUCGGCGGCUGAGGCUGUCCAGGCCGACCCAACGGCCUGGUCAGGCGUAGCGUGGCACGGCUAUAAUGGCAAUUACACGAGCAUUGGCGACUUCAACACCUCCAUUGCCAAUGUCACAACGCCUAUGGAGCAACACCUAACGGAGAUCACUACAACUGACAACAGUAGGGAUCAAUGGUACUCGGCUCGAUUCUGGCUGACAAACUUCUACUUUGGACCCAUCAAUAUGGGCGUGCGCAGCGUCAUCACUUGGAACAUCGCGCUGGACAAGAAUGACUCCCCCCACAUCAGCUCUGCACCGUGCGAGGACUGCCUCGGUACCUUCACAAUCGACUCUCCCUCUGCGAACCUCAAUCCGCCCGUCCAAGCGAGCAAUGCACAAUUCAUCACAACGUACCACUUCUCUUCAGCCGUCGCCAACCUCACCAAUUUUGGUGGUGGACCAGCAUACAGAGUCUCGGCGGCUCCGACGGCCUCGGCAUCAAACUCGCUUCGGGGUUGCAUCGACUCUGUGAGCGCUUUCGCAGCUCCAUGGAAUGGUACGAGCUUGAGUGGCUCGAACAUGAAGCGUGUUGGAUUGGUUGCGGUCAAUGAUUGCUCGAGUGGGGUCAAAGUGAGACUUGGCAUCGAUGACAGGCAGGGAACCUUUUCUUUCUCUCCUGGCAUCACCACGUUGAUCUUCAAUGUCUAAUCUCCUAUUGAUUUGUUGAUGGACCUGCACGCGCGCCUUGUAACUUGAUCUCCUUGUAUAUAUCGAAAUCUGUAGCAUUGGGAAUCGCAUCAUUGUAGUCACUUGAGCCCGAUUCCAGUGUGUGAGCAUUUACACA
Messenger RNA from Microstroma glucosiphilum, 2103 nucleotides. RefSeq names its product glycoside hydrolase. Gene Ontology annotation, biological process: glucosylceramide catabolic process. Bases 108 to 1967 code for a protein of 619 amino acids. The transcript has 3 exons. Gene Ontology annotation, molecular function: glucosylceramidase activity. NCBI's taxonomy places the organism in Eukaryota, Fungi, Basidiomycota, Exobasidiomycetes, Microstromatales, Microstromataceae. The record is from RefSeq and is a predicted model, not a curated record.